Thecamonas trahens ATCC 50062 is the source of this 868-nucleotide messenger RNA. RefSeq lists its product as uncharacterized. Gene Ontology annotation, molecular function: zinc ion binding; GTP cyclohydrolase I activity; GTP binding. Gene Ontology annotation, biological process: tetrahydrobiopterin biosynthetic process; tetrahydrofolate biosynthetic process. Gene Ontology annotation, cellular component: cytoplasm. The record is from RefSeq and is a predicted model, not a curated record. NCBI's taxonomy places the organism in Eukaryota, Apusomonadida, Apusomonadidae. Bases 17 to 682 code for a protein of 221 amino acids. The transcript is spliced from 2 exons.
AUUAUUAUUCCCCAGUAUGGCUGACGAGAACAACCUUGGAGACGGUCUUCGCUAUCCGGCUAAGCAUUCGGAGCGGAGGAUGUCCGAGUCCAAGAAUGAGGAAGAGGCGAGGUUGGAGCGGAUGGCCAAGGCUGUCGAGGUGCUGCUGGAGGGAAUUGGAGAGGAUGUUGCACGGGAGGGUCUACUGGAGACGCCGAUGCGGAUGGCCAAAGCUCUGAACUUUCUCACCUCGGGCUACUCGACCUCGCUGGACGACGUUGUGUCGAAUGCCGUGUUUGAUGAGCAGCACGAUGAGAUGGUCAUUGUCCGCGACAUUGACCUGUUUUCCAUGUGCGAGCAUCACAUGCUGCCGUUUGUUGGUACCGUCUCUAUCGGCUAUCUGCCCAACGGCAAGGUUCUUGGCCUGUCCAAGCUGGCGCGCAUUGCAGAGAUGUUCGCCCGUCGGCUGCAGGUUCAGGAGCGGCUGACCCGCCAGAUUGCAGAGUCGAUCAUGGAGGUCAUCGAGCCGCGCGGCGUGGCGGUUGUCAUCCAGGCCUCGCACCAGUGCAUGACCAUGCGUGGCGUGCAGAAGCCGCACUCGGCGACCAUCACCUCGUGCAUGCUCGGCGAGUUCCGUGACAACGAGAAGACCCGCUCCGAGUUCCUUACCCUCCUCGGCCUUCCGCAGCGCUGGAACUCGUAGCUGCCUUGCGUGGCCGUCGUUGCUGUCGCCGCUGCCCGUGGCCACCGCCUGCUUCAGCCGCCGCGCCGGCAUCAUCAGCAUCAUGACCGCGGUCUGUACUCUCGCUGCCUGCCUGAGCCGGCGAGAGCGUCCGCAGCGCCUCGCCCACCCGUGACGGCCGCUCAAAUGAAGGAUAGUACGCAUCGA